AUGGCGCAGUAUCCUUGCAACGAAGAAGGAGUAUGCAUGCGCUGCAAUCUAAAACCACCAGCGGAGAUUGAGUGCCUCUCGUGCAGCACGUGCGGCACGCCUUGGCACGUGUCUUGUCUCUCCUCCCCUCCCGAAACCCUAGAAUCCACUCGAGCGUGGGAGUGCCCCGACUGCUCCGGCGACGACAUCGAUCCCGUCCCGGUUUCCGGAAUCGCCGGUGUUAAAUCGUCCAACGGCUCUGUCCUUGUGGCAGCGAUCCAUGCGAUCGAGGCCGAUGAGUCUUUGACUGAGGCUCAGAAAGCUAAGAAGAAGCAGCAGUUGGUGAGCGGCAAAGUCGAUGAGGACGUAACGAGGAGGAGGAGGAGAAAAAUACCGGUGAAGACGGUGACGUGUUAG
Molecule: messenger RNA, 396 nt
Organism: Microthlaspi erraticum
Lineage: Eukaryota; Viridiplantae; Streptophyta; Magnoliopsida; Brassicales; Brassicaceae
Source: the annotation of a GenBank genome assembly